GUUAGCUAAGUUCCGCAAAUUUAGUACGAUCUAUCGUGGAAUGAACAAUGUUGCGAGGGAAAAUACACAUUUUACGCAUUUAAGCGAAUUUCGCCUACAGCCUACAAUGAUCUGUCGUUGUGUGUUGGACUACCAGUAUGUUUUGGAUUUUAGUCGAAUAUUACGAUAAAACAUCCUAGACAUUAUUUCAUAUGAACAUCUAUUUAAAAAUGUUAUAUUUAAUUAAUGAGCCAUUUCGAACAUAAAAAAUGAUUGGAUCAGAUUUAUGGAAACGAAUAUGGUUCUGUUCAGUAUGUACGAUUUUGUUCAUAUUCCCGCUGAUUGACACAAGUCACAUAAAACAAUUGACGUUUUGCGAACAAAAAUCUUCACGCAGUCUAUUGUUUGUAAGUACUUUGGAUGGAAAAAUAUCUGCUUUGGAUGCUAAUAAUUUAGGAGAGAAACAAUGGACAUUAGAUUUAAAUGAAGGACCUAUGUUGUCAUCAAGCAUUCAUCGUAGAGAACUGAAUAAUAAUGGACAAUGGAUUCGUUUAAUUCCAUCUUUAAAUGGUGGAUUAUAUAAAUUUGAUGGUGAAAAUUUAGAAGCAAUACCAGUGUCUGCAAAUCAGUUGCUACAUUCAUCUUUCCGCUAUUCAGAUGAUUUAGUAUUUUCAGGUGGUAGAGAAGUUAAAUCAUAUGGUAUUUCAAGUACAACAGGAAAAAUUUUAUAUGAAUGUGGAAUUAGUGGUUGUACUAAUAACACAGAGAAAGAAUCUUAUGUUGAACAGGAAGUGCUUGUUGUCCAAAGAUUUCAACAAACUGUGAGAGCAGUUGAACCUCAAUCUGGUAUUGAAAGAUGGAACUUUAGCGUUGGACAGCAUAAUAUAAUAUUGAUGCCUCAAUCUGAUGUUUAUUGCCAAAAUAAAGUUCCCUUUGAUUCUUUAGACAUUGAAAUUAAAGUAGUAAUACCUGAUGGUUUGGUGUGGGCUAUUAACAAAAACGAUCCUACAGUAAAAUUAUGGCAACAGAAGUUUGAUUCUCCAAUUGUUGCUAUAUGGCGUGAGGAUGCAAAUAUGAAAACCAGUGAAUAUAACAAUUUAAAAGAAAUUAAUUUAUUUGAUAGCAAACAGUGGUCAUGGGGUACAGAAUUUUCGACUAGCCCAGCUAUUUAUUUAGGUAUGCAUGACAGGCAACUAUAUAUACAGGAAAAUGAAGAAUUACAUAAAGCAUUAGAAAUUUCACAAAAAUACAUACAACAUUCGAAAUAUCCAUGGCAACCUUACCCUGCUGUUGAUUAUGCAGUUAGAAAAGCUCUUUCAAGUUCAGCAGAUGAUAAUGAAGAGAAUGCUCUUCUUGAAAUAACAGAUGCACAAAGCACUACUGCAUUGUCAGUUUUGUAUAAUUCAGAAUAUGUAAAUGGAAAUGGAUACUAUUUGUAUUCUAAAGAUCAAAUACAGUUAGACAAGAAUAAACAAUGCAAUCAUAAUAAUCCAAACUUACUACAUAUUAAUAAAGAACAGAAAAUACAUACACCAAAUGAUACUCAUGGAGAAGAUGAUGAUACUCCUGUUCAAAUUAUAAUUGUAUCAUUGUGGUGUUGGUGGAAGGAAGUUUUGGUCAUUUCAAUUACCACUGCAAUUUUGGUCAACUUUAUGUUAACACAACGUCUAUUAAAUGCCACAGUAGCUGCUAAGGAUGCAGUACUUCCGCCUUUAAUAGUUGAAAGACACAUAGAAACAAAUGUAAGCAAUACUCAAUUGAGUGACAAUGGAAAGAAUGGUGAAGAUUUUAAAUCACGUUAUCUCACAGAUUUCGAGCCUGUGGAUUGUUUGGGUAAAGGAGGUUAUGGCGUUGUUUUUGAGGCAAAAAAUAAAAUCGACGAUUGCAAUUAUGCUAUUAAACGAAUUGCUCUGCCAAACAGUAAAUACUCAAGAGAGCGUGUAAUGCGAGAAGUGAAAGCAUUAGCUAAAUUAGAUCACCAAAAUAUUGUGAGAUAUUUUAAUGCAUGGCUAGAAUGUCCACCUGCAGGAUGGCAAGAGAAACAUGAUCCUCAAUGGAUGAACAAGUUAAUGUCUGCUAGUUCAGACUUUACUGCGGAAACUACUCAUUCUGAAACAAAAAUGAAUAAUUCUGUUUGCAUUAAUGUUAGUCAAACUGAUCAAUCAUCGGUGGAUAGUGCUUAUGAGGCCUGUGAAUUAAAUAAUUACGAUUCAAAUGAGGACUCUUUUAUAAUUUUUGAAAAACCUCAAUCAGUGGGUUCAGAUGAAAAUGUAAUUAAUAUUAGUAUUUCCACUGAAAGUUCUAAUUCGUCUAUUUCAACCAAUGCAGUAAAGAAAGAAUCACCCACGGCAAGUGAUUGUACGCAAUCUGAAAGCAUCGUAUUCGAGGAUACUGUUAGUAAACACUCGGAAAAAGAAAAUAGAAGAAAACGACAAGCAUCGUUUUCUUUAAAUCUGAACGACAAAUCAAACGUACGUAAGUCCCCAAAAAUGUUCCUUUAUAUACAGAUGCAAUUGUGCCAAAGGUUAAGUCUUAGGGAGUGGCUCAAAAUACAAUCAACAAGAAAUUAUCCUCGCGUAUUAAAUAUAUUUCAACAAAUAGUUGAUGCUGUAGAAUAUGUUCAUUUACAAGGACUUAUUCAUCGUGAUUUGAAGCCAUCAAAUAUAUUUUUUUCCUUCGAUGAUAAAAUUAAAGUUGGAGAUUUUGGACUUGUAACUGCGAUGACAGAAGGUUAUGACGAAGCUCAUACUCCUGCAGAAAACGAAGAUAUUAGUUUUAAAAACAGUUUACACACCGCGUAUGUUGGGACACAUCUUUACAUGUCUCCCGAACAAAUAAAUGGACAGGGCUAUAAUUACAAAGUCGAUAUUUAUUCCUUAGGAAUUAUUUUAUUCGAACUUCUUAUUCCAUUUGUUACUGAAAUGGAGAGAAUAACGACUCUUAUAAAUUUAAGGAAAUCAGUAUUUCCAGAAAAUUUCAAUAAUGAUUAUCCAUCUGAGCAUAAAUUAUUAAACAUGAUGUUGGAUGAAAAUCCUAGUAAAAGACCAACAACGUUAGGUAUCAAGGCCAAACCACCACUAUUUAAUAAUACAGCAAACGGAUUUAAUACAAACGAAGAUACAAGAUGGCAUUUUGAACUGCCUCAGUUAACAAGACAUUCCUCUGUAAUUAGUACCAGUAGCAGUGAUUCUUAGGAAAACAGUUUAAUAGUUAUACUUCUGUAAUUGAUUUAAGUAUGUAUGAAUACAUCCUGUUUUUCCAUCUUAUCCUUUGCAAAAUUUAUAACAUUCUUAAUCUUUAACGUUAUUUGAACAAGAGUAAUUACUCAAUUUGUUUUACUAUAAAAUAACAUUUAGUACAAAUUUUCUAAAUGAAAAUGAUAAGAUUACUUUUAAAUUUUGUUACGCAGGAUGUCGUUAAAAGGUAUAGUAUAGAAUGUUUGGUUGUGUUGUUUUAAGAUAUGAAUAUAAGCUGUCAUCGUUGUAAAUCGAUAUAUGUAUAAAUAUAUUUUUUUCAAAUUUCAA
Megachile rotundata (alfalfa leafcutting bee) is the source of this 3503-nucleotide messenger RNA. Its product is annotated as pancreatic eIF-2alpha kinase. Lineage: Eukaryota; Metazoa; Arthropoda; Insecta; Hymenoptera; Megachilidae. Gene Ontology annotation, biological process: eiF2alpha phosphorylation in response to endoplasmic reticulum stress. Gene Ontology annotation, cellular component: cytoplasm; nucleus. The record is from RefSeq and is a predicted model, not a curated record. Gene Ontology annotation, molecular function: ATP binding; eukaryotic translation initiation factor 2alpha kinase activity; protein binding.